Molecule: messenger RNA, 489 nt
Organism: Aspergillus tubingensis
Lineage: Eukaryota; Fungi; Ascomycota; Eurotiomycetes; Eurotiales; Aspergillaceae
Product: DUF4604 domain-containing protein
Exons: 2
Coding region: 1-489 (162 amino acids)
Source: RefSeq, a predicted model, not a curated record
AUGUCAUUCAAAUCAAAGGACCUCGCAUAUGAGGCGAAGCAGCCUGCCUUUUUACAGAGACUGAAGAACCAAUACGGAGAUACCUCUGGUCGCCUCGAAAGACCCAUUGCACGGCCGCGGAAACCGAGGGAAGACAAUGACGACGAUGGCCCUACCUACGUUGAUGAAGAGAGCAACGAGAUCAUCUCCAAGGAGGAAUAUGAAGCCUUAGUACGUGGGGAGGAUAACAAGGAUACUGAGAACUCCAAUAAAGAUACACAAGAGCCUGCGACGGGCGAAGAAGGUAAAACGAAUACUCAGGCCGAGGCACCUGUCUCCAAACAGAACGUGGCCGAAAUAGGAGGGCCACGGAAAAGGAAACAGGUCAAAGUAGUGGGAGAAGACACUCCUAGCGAAGAGACCGAGAAGGUACAGAAGAAAGAUCCAGGCACUCGGAAACCAAAGCAAAAGAAGAAGAUCAAGCUAUCCUUCGAUGAAGAUGACUCAUAA